Molecule: messenger RNA, 2162 nt
Organism: Seriola aureovittata
Lineage: Eukaryota; Metazoa; Chordata; Actinopteri; Carangiformes; Carangidae
Product: cyclic nucleotide-gated cation channel beta-3-like
Exons: 15
Coding region: 176-2053 (625 amino acids)
Biological process (GO): monoatomic cation transmembrane transport
Cellular component (GO): photoreceptor outer segment; intracellular cyclic nucleotide activated cation channel complex; plasma membrane
Molecular function (GO): intracellularly cAMP-activated cation channel activity; intracellularly cGMP-activated cation channel activity; cGMP binding
Source: RefSeq, a predicted model, not a curated record
UGCUCCUGCUCCUGCUCCUGCUCCUGCUCCUGCUCCUGCUCCUGCUGAUCCUGCUGAUCCUGCCAAUCCAGAAGGGGCUGAGGAUGAAAAUGCCCCUCCUCCACCUGUUGUCUACAACCGCUUCACAGAUGACACUCUCAGAACUUUGGUCAAGAGGUUAAAAGAACGGACAGAUAUGCUCAAAGAGAAAGUCAUAGAUCCCUAUGCAACUUCUCCUGAAAUCACCCCACCUGUCACACCUAUUCUGAAGAAGGAUGACUACAUCAAGUUGAAGGAGGAGGAGCGGAUAGCAAAAGAAGAGGCAGAUAAGAAGAAGGCAGAGGAGGCAGCUAAAAAGGCAGAGGAGAAGAAGAAGAAGGAUGAGGAGAAAAGGCUGGAGGCCGAGAAGAAAGCAGAGGAGGAGAGGCUGGCGGAGGAGGCCAGGAAGAAAGCAAAGAUCCUCCCAGACAUCAACUGCUCCUGUUUCGAUGUCCUAAUCCAUCCAAUCGAGGAAAAGAUGGAUGAAGUCCUGGGAACCACCAUAGAUCCUUUCACAGAUCGUCGCUAUAUCACCUGGCUGACUGUGGUAGCAAUUGCAUACAACUAUAAUGUCUGGUUUUGCUCUGCCCGUUUGGCGUUCCCUUACCACACUCCAGCUGCCAACCCCUUCUGGAUAUUUUGUGACAUCCUCAGUGACUUAGUUAAUGUUACUGACAUCGUGAUUUGGCAGCCCCGACUGCAGUUUGUCAAAGCCGGCGACAUCAUUAAAGACAGAGCAUUGACAAAGGUACACUAUCGGAAAUCGCAACGGUUUAAGACUGAUAUAGCCAGCAUCCUACCCUUCGACCUUUUCUGCCUGCACUUUCAAUUCUCCUCCGUGUACCGAAUCAACCGCUUCAUCAGGAUUGAAUCCUUUUUUGAGUUCAGCGAUCGACUUGAAAGCAUCAUGGCAAAAGCUUACAUUUGGAGAGUGGCUCGGACCACAGGCUACCUGCUCUACAUGCUCCAUCUCAACGCCUGUGUGUACUAUGUCGCGUCACUGAGCCAGGGUCUUGCAACAACUACAUGGGUGUAUGAUGGAAACGGCACAGCGUACCUGCGUUGUUACUACUAUGCUGUCCGUAGUCUGAUCAACAUCGGGGGGCUUCCAGAGCCUGUGACCACCUUUGAGAUUAGCUUUCAGAUGGCUAACUUUUUCACUGGUGUUUUUGUGUUCUCCAGUUUGAUUGGACAGAUGAGAGAUGUCAUAGGGGCAGCAACAGCAGGUGAGACGUAUUUUCGUGCAUCAAUGGAUGGCUGUGUUGCCUACAUGAACACGUAUACAAUCCCCAAGCUGGUCCAGAACAGAGUCCGGACCUGGUACAACUACACGUGGGCCGCUCAGGGCAUGCUGGGUAAGUGUCAAAAAACUUUAUCCCAAAAAUGUAUCCAGGUAUCCACUCAUAUCCACUGCCUGUCCUCUCCAGAUGAGUCAGAGCUGCUGGACAAGAUGCCUCUGGUGAUGAGAAUCGCCAUCGCUGUGGAUAUCAACCUGGCCACUUUUCAGAAGAUCGCACUGUUUCAGGGCUGUGACCAGCAGAUGCUGGUGGACAUGUUGCUGAGGCUUAAGUCAAUCAUCUACCUACCUGGAGACUUUGUUGUAAAGAAAGGAGACAUUGGUAAAGAGAUGUACAUCAUUAAAGGUGGAGCGGUGCAGGUGGUGGGAGGACCUGACAACAGCAUUGUGUUUGUCACACUGAAGGCCGGCUCUGUGUUUGGAGAAAUCAGCUUACUACAAUCUGCUAAAGAUGGAGGAAACAGGCGCACCGCUAAUGUCAAAGCACAUGGCUUUGCUAAUCUCUUUGUCCUGGAGAAGAAGGACCUGUUUGACAUCCUUGUCCACUACCCAGAGUCUCAGAAAGUGCUGGCCAGGAAGGGAAAGAAACUGACCAAAGCCAAAGGCCCAGCAGGUGCUAAGGCCGAGGAUAAGCCGAAAGGUCUGACUCUGUUUGGACAAAAACCACCAACGCCCAAGCUGCUCAAAGCCUUCGCCAACCUCCGCAAACUCAAGAAAAGUGAAGCUGAGAAGAAAUGAGAAGGGGACGUGUGAUAAAACCAUAUCAUUCUGUAUAAUCCUGUUCACCAUCUACUGAAAGACACUAAUACUAAAGUCAGAUUUACAGGCCAAAGUGGUUCAGUUGUUU